CAGGGACCCAGGCACAGGGAGUAGCAUCUCGAGACCUCAGGCUCUUUCCUGUAUUUGCUCGCUCUCUGACAGAUUAUGUGCCAGGAAAAGACUGUCUGCUCUGAGCUACCAGGCCCCUCAGGAGUUCUGUGACCCAGCGGAGUUGCAACCCAUUGGAGUGACCGCUUCAGAGUAGCCUAGGAAAUACCACUCUUACAGUCAAGCAAGCAAUGGAUCAAAAUGCUAAUCAGCCAAGACAGGAGAGACCCAGCGUUCGCCUGGAAAAGCUACAGCACUGGGCAAGACACAAGCAAAGUGGAUGCCUACUGGUGCUGGCGGUGAGCCAAGUGUGGCUGGCAAUAGCUAUGGUCCCCUUUACUAUCUCAGUUUCCUGCUUGACCUCUGCCUGUCACCUGGUCACAGCACUGCCACUUUGGCCCGGAGCCUCGGGCCUCCUCACGGGCAUUAUCACCCUUGAACUCCGAAGAGCACCUUGUAUCUGGAAGGUGCGGGCCAUGAUGAUAUCCAACACCUUCAACCUGAUCUUGGGCUUCAUUGCGGUGGUGAUAGAGGUGAUGAAGACAGCCUUGGGAACUGCCUCUACGGACUCCUCCCAGUCGACAGGGUUGCUGGUGCUGGAGCUGAGCGCGGAAGCCUUCACCCUAGCGGGAGUGCUGGUCUCCACAUAUGCCCUGUUCUUGCUGAGCCAGAGGAAGCCUGGAUACUUCAAGAGGUCAAGGCUGCAGUACCGGGAGCUACAGGAGGGCCUCUCUGAGAUGGAGGAGGUUUCUGGUUUGGAGAAUGGUCCCGUGGUGGCUAGCACAGGAAAUAGGACGGAUGAGUGA
Mus caroli (Ryukyu mouse) is the source of this 824-nucleotide messenger RNA. It is a transcript of the gene Tmem253, whose product is annotated as transmembrane protein 253. Lineage: Eukaryota; Metazoa; Chordata; Mammalia; Rodentia; Muridae. The record is from RefSeq and is a predicted model, not a curated record.